Molecule: messenger RNA, 366 nt
Organism: Nematocida homosporus
Lineage: Eukaryota; Fungi; Microsporidia
Exons: 1
Coding region: 1-366 (121 amino acids)
Source: RefSeq, a predicted model, not a curated record
AUGGUCAGAGAUUCAACUUCCAAUCUUGCCUUAAUUACCUCUACUCAACCCAACCCAGGAGUAAGUAAGUCCUUAAAAAGGGCUAUCUUCUCAUUUGUUAAAAGAAUAGACCGAUCUGCUACCUACACAUCCUACCAAUUAACUCAAAAACUCCUUCAAAGACUUCAACAAACCAGUACUUCUUUUCAAUCACCAAGUUCACCCCCUCCCCAAGCCAGUCCACAUAAUCAAGCAAUCCAUCUCUCACUCCCUCACCUUCCAGAAGUCCCGGCCAUUCCCUUAAUCUAUCUUAAACACGCUCCACCUUCCCUCCGCACGCGAGUCUUCCGUGAAGGCCUCACCCAACGAAUAAAUGCCAAUUACUAA